Messenger RNA from Toxorhynchites rutilus septentrionalis, 988 nucleotides. It is a transcript of the gene asrij, whose product is annotated as OCIA domain-containing protein 1. The record is from RefSeq and is a predicted model, not a curated record. The coding region runs from base 129 to 908 and encodes 259 amino acids. NCBI's taxonomy places the organism in Eukaryota, Metazoa, Arthropoda, Insecta, Diptera, Culicidae. The transcript has 5 exons. Gene Ontology annotation, cellular component: endosome.
GUCAUAAUCAGCUGCGAGAAUGAUGAAAUCAAUAACAAACCUCGCGCUGCUUUUUGUGUAAUGUUCGAGAGUCUGAAAUACAUUUAAAAUUCUCAGUACACGAAAGUGUUUGUAUUGACAACUGAAAAAUGGACACCACGAGACAUCCUCAACUGACGGAAAGAGAACAACGCAAUGCACUGAACUUCCAGUUUUCGCCCGAGGAGCAGAAAGUACUCCAAGAAUGUAACCGCGAAGCAUUCUACCAAAGGUCUCUACCGUUUGGAACGGCUUGCGGAAUCGGGACAUGGUAUGCUAUUCAGAGAGGGCUCCUUAAGCCUAAUGUGCGUUUUGGGGCCGCCCCUAAGGUGAUGCUCGGCGUCACAAUAGGUUACUUUGUCGGCAAGGUAAGCUAUCAGAACAGAUGCGCCGAGAAGAUUAUGCAGAUUCCCAACUCAAGACUGGCCGAUAUCAUUCGUCAACGGAGACAAGGAGCUGCAGCAGGGGUGGAAAGAUUGAUUCCGGAACAGGGUGGAUUCGGAGCGGGUAGUAUGUUAUCACCUUUUGGACCGGCAAUUCCAAGUGACAGCGUUACGGAGGAACGUCUCCGUGAUUCUGACUCGCUCAACAUGGACAUACCACAGUAUUCCGGGCUGGACGAUAGUGGUCGCCCAACAGUUGAUUCCACUCUCUCUUUUGAGGAUGAUCUUCAGUUGCCUCCCAAUCCGCCAGUGUCCAAAACUUACGAAGAAUUGCGUCGUCAAAACCGGGAGGAGUACAGCAAGCGACAGCAGGGUUCAUAUCGGUCACCGGUGAUUCUGGACGAAAGUCCUCCAAUCAGACGUGAACCAGAACGGGUAAUGUCACCGCCAGGAGAGCUGCCUCGGCCUCAAGCGAAGAACAAAUAUGGGGACGCUUGGUCUCAAUAGAUUGCUGUAUUUCGCGGUUUAUCAAUAGAAAUUAUUGUUGGAAAGCACACAGUCUGUGCAAUAAAAUUGUAGCUUUGAAA